Lacerta agilis (Sand lizard) is the source of this 2488-nucleotide messenger RNA. It is a transcript of the gene ZW10, whose product is annotated as zw10 kinetochore protein. The transcript is spliced from 16 exons. Gene Ontology annotation, biological process: mitotic cell cycle; endoplasmic reticulum to Golgi vesicle-mediated transport; mitotic spindle assembly checkpoint signaling. Gene Ontology annotation, cellular component: chromosome, centromeric region; nucleus; RZZ complex. The record is from RefSeq and is a predicted model, not a curated record. NCBI's taxonomy places the organism in Eukaryota, Metazoa, Chordata, Lepidosauria, Squamata, Lacertidae. The coding region runs from base 54 to 2405 and encodes 783 amino acids.
GAGAAGAAGAGCUGGCGGCGGCGGCGGCUGCUGACGAAGGCGCCGGCUCCCUCAUGGCGAAAAAGGCCGAGGCGGAAGCGAGGAGCGCCUCGCUAGUGGAAGCCGUGCUGGCGUGCUCGGGCCGCCUGGAGAAGGAGGGUCUCAGCGGCCGCAUCUCCCGCCUAUCCUGCCGGGUGGAGGAGCUCAAGGAUGAAGUCUGCAGCAUGGUCAACAAGAGGUACAUAGAGUUUCUGCCCAGUAUGCAGAGUGCCAAAGAUUUGGAGUCCCAAGUUGAGGAACUUUCUGGCAGCAUCGACCAGCUGAAGUCCAGGAUUGAGAUUGAGGUUCAGCAUGACCUGAACGUGGCCAUUGAAGAAUUUUCUGAGCUAAAACAGCAACUGGAGAGAGACACGCUAGUUCUGAGUGGGCUGAAACAGCUGCAGGAGUUCGCAACUGCUCUCAAACAGUUCAAAGCCUUGCUGCCACAAAAGAAGUAUGUGUCAGCAGCAUGCCACCUGAACAAGGCUCGGAGGAUUCUGAAAAUGCUGGAGUCACGUCGAGGCUUUGAGCUGAAGAUUCUGAAGGCGCUCCGCACGGAGCUCACAAUGCAGACCGAAAACAUUAAAUACCUCUUGGGUCAGGAGUGGCAGCAAAUGGCUGUGUGGAAGGUUCCUCAAUCAAAAGAAGCGGACAGCCUGGAGUCAGCCAUGGAGACAGAGCUGCAUUUGUGCAAGGUGCUGUCCAAGGAGGGUGUGGUCCCUGGCCCAACAGUAGCGUCUGUGUUGCAGGCAUUUGCUAUCCUGGACAAGCUGCGUUUGAAGUUCAGGCAAUUCGGACAGUUGCUGCUGAAGUACAUCCUCAAGCCGCUCAUCUCCCACCCGUCAUUGCAGCCCUUGCCUGAGGAGCACCCUGAUGCUGUCACACUGAGGUUUAGGUCUGUGGGCUCCAAUCUUGGCCAUCCGUCCCCCGUGGAGGUGUUUGCUAGGAUCAAGCUGGUACUCGAGGUUCUUCACAAGUAUUUAGGUGUUCCACUUGAGCACUGUGCAGAGGAGGAGAACAGCUCCAGUCUUGUCUUGGCAGAGGUGUUGGGUGACACAAUCUGGAAGGACAUUUCGGACUGUCUCAUUCACGACUGCUUGGUGCAUUCGAUCCCAAACAACAGCAGCAAACUGGGGCAGUAUAUUGAGGUUAUUAAAGCUACUGAGGAAUUUGAAAAAGCCUUAAAGGACAUGCGGUUCCUAAAGGAGGAUGCCACCGACUUGCUGACCUAUGCCCGUAACGUCAACUGCCACUUUGCUAAUAAGAAAUGCCAGGAUGUGAUAGUGGCAGCCAGAAAUCUGAUGACAUCGGAAAUACACAACACCAUAAAGGUUACCCCAGACUCCUCUGUAAUUCUGCCCAAAAUGCCUGACCCCGGAGCAGGUGACCAGUUAAAGGUGCAAAAAGUAUCUGAGGCUCUUUACAAGCAGGCGACAGAUUUGGAGAAUGAGAAAAGGCUGAGCCGCCACACCUUUUCGUUUCCUGCCUGCCGCAUCAGUGAAUCUGUACAGAAGUUGAUGGUGUUGGCUUAUCUGACACUCCAGGAGGCCUCAGCCAGCACGGAUCAGUGGCGCAUCCAACUCUUCUACUCAGUGCGGAACAUCUUUCAUCUGUUCUGUGAUGUGGUGCCGAUGUAUCACAAAGAAAACCUUCAGAAACUUCCCCAGCUGGCUGCUAUACAUCACAACAACUGCAUGUACAUUGCACACCAUCUCCUGACCCUGGGCCACCAAUUCCGGGGCCGCCUAAUUGAUGGUAUAGCCACAUUUGUUGACCUGGUGCCUGGUUUCAGGAAACUUGGGACGGAGUGUUUCCUGGCCCAGAUGCAAGUGCAAAAGGAGGAACUCCUGGAGAGACUCUCAAGCGCCAGGGAUCUCUCCAGCGUGGAUGAUGACGACAACUAUUCAGCGGCAAACAAAGCUGUGCGGCAGGUCUUGCACCAGCUGAAGAGGCUUGGCAUGGUCUGGCAGGACGUUCUUCCAGUGAAUAUCUACUGCAAGGCCAUGGGGACUCUGCUUAACUCUGCUCUCGCUGAGAUCAUCAGCAGAAUUGCUGCCUUGGAGGAUAUCUCUGCUGAGAACGCAGACAGGUUGCACAUGCUUUGUCAGAUGAUGGUGGACGAGGGACCUCUGGUGUUCAUGCCCCUGCCAGAAGAAAAACAGAACAGACCCUUCCAGGAAGAGGUCCCCAUCUACGUGCCGAAAUGGAUGACGUUCAAGGAGCUCAUGUUGGUGCUGCAGGCCAGCCUGCAUGUAAUUGUGGACCGGUGGGCAGAUGGCAAAGGGCCUCUUGCAGCGGCAUUCUCCCCUAGCGAGGUGAAGAACCUAAUCAGAGCCUUGUUCCAGAACACAGAGCGCAGGGCAGCUGCCCUGGCAAGGAUCAAAUAGCUUCAGUGCCUCUGCUGUUUCUAAAAUGUUGUCUUCCUGGACACGCUGGAGUUGGCACAGCCAGUGUCCUCUCACCCCCCCCC